Molecule: messenger RNA, 435 nt
Organism: Cooperia oncophora
Lineage: Eukaryota; Metazoa; Nematoda; Chromadorea; Rhabditida; Trichostrongylidae
Source: the annotation of a GenBank genome assembly
AUGGUACACACGUUCAGAUUAGACCCACGGGUUGGCAAAUGGGAAAAGGUUAGCCCGAUGUCAACAUGUCGAAGAUACCUGGCAUGCAGUGCACUAGAUGGGCAUUUGUAUGCAAUGGGAGGAGAGGAUGAGUCAGAACGAUCGCUGAAUUCAGUUGAGAAGUAUAACCCAACAACUGACCAAUGGACGGCAGUGACUCCCAUGAACGAGAGGCGAUCGAAUGUGGGAGGGGGUGUUGUCAACAAAAAACUAUACGCUUCUGGUGGAUACGAUGGUGCUACGAACAUCAAUCUUGCGAAGUUUUCGAUCCUGAGACGAAUGUCUGGAGUACUGUUAUCUACAAGGACGACAGGUGACUUGUCGUUCGAGUUGCUGCGUCAUUUUCAUCGUCGUUCGCAUUUUUUCAAUAUGAACUUUGAGUGUCUACUUUCAUGA